AUGAUAUAUACUCGUUUAUACAGUUUAAAACAACCAUCACUAAAUAUUCGUCGUCGUUAUCCUCUAUUAUUAUUAAUAAUAUCAUGGAUUAUAUUAUUUCUUUUUUAUGGUAUUCCAUUUAUGGCGACUUAUUCAAGCUAUCUUUUACCAGCAACAUCAACAGCAUCAAAUACAACAUCAUAUUGUACAACUUAUACAACAUCAAUUUAUCAUGCACCAUGGAUGGCAUAUACAGAAAUAGGAAUUAUUUAUUCCUUACCAUUAAUAUUUAUUUUUAUAGGUUUAAUUUAUCUUCUACAAUAUUUAUGUCAGCCACAACCAAGACAGUAUAACAUUUUUUUUCUUUGGCUUCCUUGGAUUUCAAUUCGUAUUCUCAUUAUUUUUCUUCAUAUAUACGCAAUUCAACAUGCUUUGCAAAUAACUUAUUAUAUACUUAUACUUAAAUCUUUAAUUUUUCCUUUAAUAUAUGCAUCAACAAAUGCAUCAUUUCGUGGUUCAUUCGCUAUUUAUAGACAUCAACGGGUAAUUAUGAAUACUCGUGUAUGGACAAUCAAUGAACAAUAUGGACAUUCAAUUCAACAUCAUCGUGGAUAUUAA
Molecule: messenger RNA, 597 nt
Organism: Rotaria sp. Silwood1
Lineage: Eukaryota; Metazoa; Rotifera; Eurotatoria; Philodinida; Philodinidae
Source: the annotation of a GenBank genome assembly